CUUAAAUGACUUAUCUCGAUAAAAUCAUUUUUUCAGAUACAACAAACAAAGAGAAAAAGCCCUUUCAAUUUCUUUUUACAGAUUGCUUUCUAAAUAGCUUUGAGAAAUUGAUCUUCUCUUUAUCAUACUCAAAUGGAUUCUUCUUUUCUCUCUAGUUUUUGUGCUACAGCCAUAAUUUUCUUCACGCUUUUCGGUACAAUAUAUUUCAUGUUUUAUAGAAAAGUCAAAUCCCAUCAAGAAAACAAAACAAUAGCUUCUUCUUUAGCUCUUCCAACUAUUCCAUCUUCUUUGUCCCGAAAAUACGAUGUCUUUCCGAGUUUCCACGGAGCAGAUGUUCGCAAAACCUUUCUUUCUCACAUGCUAAAAGAGUUCAAACGAAAGGGAAUCGUUCCAUUCAUUGAUAAUGAUAUCGACAGGAGCAAGUCUAUUGGUCCUGAGCUCGACGAAGCUAUCAGAGGAUCAAAGAUCGCAAUCGUCAUGCUCUCAAAGAACUAUGCUUCUUCAUCAUGGUGCCUAAACGAGUUGGUGGAGAUCACGAAAUGUAGAAAAGAUUUGAAUCAAACAGUGAUGACCAUUUUCUAUGGCGUUGACCCAACAGAUGUAAAGAAGCAGACAGGAGAGUUUGGGAAGGUCUUCGAAAGAACUUGUGAAAGUAAAACAGAGGAGCAGGUUAAGACAUGGAGAGAAGUUUUGGAUGGUGCGGCAACAAUCGCUGGAGAGCAUUGGCACAUCUGGUUUGCCUUCUUUAUUUAGUUUUUACUUGCUCUUAGUAAUAUUUCACUAUAUUUAUUAGUAUCUUUUAGAAAAUAACAAGACAAGCACCACAUAUUUGUUUUGGAUGUGUAUGAGAAAAAAUUUAUGAAUAAUUAGGGGAUGUAUAAAAUGAUCUCUCUAUUUUUGCUAGGGAUAAUGAAGCGAGCAUGAUUGAAAAAAUUUCCAUUGACGUUUCAAACAUUCUUAAUCGUUCCUCACCCUCAAGAGAUUUUGACGAUUUGAUUGGGAUGGAAGCUCAUAUGGAAAAAAUGAAAUCGUUGUUGAGCCUACACUCUAAUGAAGUGAAGAUGAUUGGGAUUUGGGGUCCUUCUGGGAUUGGGAAGACCACCAUUGCAAGAGUCUUAUAUAACCGUUUUUCUGGCGAUUUUGGAUUGAGUGUCUUUAUGGACAAUAUUAAAGAGUUGAUGCAUACAAGACCAGUGGGUUCUGACGAUUACAGUGCAAAGUUGCACUUACAGAACCAGUUAAUGUCCGAGAUAACCAACCAUAAGGAGACCAAGAUUACUCAUUUAGGAGUUGUACCUGAUAGGUUGAAGGACAAUAAAGUGCUUAUUGUCCUUGAUAGCAUUGAUCAAUCAAUACAACUAGAUGCUAUCGCAAAAGAAACUCAAUGGUUCGGUCCUGGGAGUCGGAUUAUCAUCACAACGCAAGACCAAAAACUUCUGGAGGCACAUGACAUCAACAAUAUUUACAAGGUGGAGUUUCCAUCAAAAUAUGAAGCUUUUCAAAUCUUUUGUACGUAUGCUUUUGGUCAAAAUUUCCCUAAAGAUGGUUUUGAGAAGCUUGCUUGGGAAGUUACAGACCUUUUAGGUGAACUACCAUUGGGACUAAGAGUUAUGGGCUCCCACUUCCGAAGAAUGUCUAAGGAUGAUUGGGUAAUUGCAUUACCAAGGUUAAAGACUCGCCUUGAUGCUAAUAUUCAAAGCAUUUUGAAGUUUAGUUACGAUGCUUUAUCUCCUGAAGAUAAAGAUUUAUUCCUUCAUAUAGCAUGCCUUUUCAACAAUGAAGAAAUAGUGAAAGUCGAAGAUUAUCUUGCUUUAGAUUUCUUGGAUGCGAGGCAUGGGCUUCACCUCUUAGCUGAGAAAUCUCUCAUUGAUCUCGAAGGUGUUAACUACAAAGUGCUAAAAAUGCAUAAUCUACUAGAACAAUUGGGUAAAGAAAUUGUCCGUUAUCAUCCGGCACACCACUCAAUCCGUGAGCCUGAAAAGCGUCAGUUUUUGGUUGAUACUAAAGAUAUUUGUGAAGUACUCGCCGAUGGCACGGGUAGUAAAAGUAUUAAAGGUAUAUGUUUCGACUUAGAUAACCUAUCAGGGAGAUUAAAUAUAAGUGAGAGAGCUUUUGAAGGAAUGACUAACCUUAAAUUCUUAAGAGUUCUGAGAGACCGAAGCGAGAAGUUGUACUUACCGCAAGGUUUAAAUUAUCUACCUAAGAAACUUAGAUUAAUAGAAUGGGACUAUUUUCCGAUGAAAAGUUUGCCUUCAAACUUUUGUACAACGUACCUAGUCAACCUACAUAUGCGGAAAAGCAAACUUGAGAAGUUAUGGGAAGGAAAACAGCCACUUGGUAACCUGAAGUGGAUGAAUUUAAGUAACUCGAGAAACCUAAAGGAGCUACCUGAUCUCUCAACAGCUACUAAACUUCAAGAUUUGAAUCUCACUAGAUGCUCCAGCUUGGUGGAGAUUCCUUUCUCUAUUGGAAACACCACUAAUCUUGAGAAACUGAAUCUUGUAAUGUGCACUAGCUUGGUGGAGCUGCCCUCCUCUAUAGGAAGCCUUCAUAAAUUGCGGGAGUUGAGAUUACGAGGAUGCUCAAAGCUAGAGGUUCUUCCCACCAACAUCAGCUUGGAAUCUCUCGAUAACCUUGAUAUCACUGAUUGCUCACUGUUGAAAAGUUUUCCUGAUAUCUCCACAAACAUUAAGCAUCUCAGCCUCGCGAGAACUGCAAUUAAUGAAGUGCCGUCGAGGAUCAAGUCAUGGUCUCGUCUUCGUUACUUUGUAGUGUCAUACAAUGAAAACCUCAAGGAAUCUCCGCACGCUCUUGAUACCAUCACAAUGUUGUCGUCUAACGAUACAAAAAUGCAAGAAUUACCUCGGUGGGUCAAGAAAAUCUCUCGUCUUGAGACGCUUAUGCUAGAGGGAUGCAAAAACCUGGUAACACUCCCAGAACUUCCGGAUUCCUUAUCAAACAUAGGGGUAAUAAAUUGCGAGUCACUAGAGAGGCUUGAUUGUUCCUUCUACAAACAUCCAAAUAUGUUUAUCGGGUUUGUUAACUGCUUGAAGCUGAAUAAAGAAGCGAGAGAACUCAUCCAGACCAGUAGUAGCACUUGUUCGAUCUUACCCGGAAGACGAGUGCCUUCAAACUUCACUUACCGAAAAACUGGAGGUUCCGUGCUUGUCAAUUUGAAUCAAAGUCCUCUUUCUACAACCUUGGUGUUUAAGGCUUGUGUCUUGCUGGUUAAUAAAGAUGAUAAGAAAAAGGAGGCCAAUGGUACGUCAUUUCAGGUAUAUUAUCGUAUAAUGGACAAACGCAAAUUGGGUGUUAUUGUUCCAUGGAGAUCUGCACACGGCUUUGUUGUGCCUCCAAUUUUGGCGGAGCAUUUGCUAACCUUUGAACUUGAAGCGGAUGUGAAAACCAACGAGUUUUUCUUCGAGUUCGAAGUCAACCGUUACGAAGUGGUGAUAAAAGAAUGUGGAGUACUCCAACUCUAAGUCCUCCAUUUUUUUGGAAGACUGGUUGGGACGCACUUGGUUGAGAACUUGAGAGAAGAACAAGACAGUGAUCUAUUGUUAUUGUUUCUUCCACUUACCUGAAUCCCACCUCCAGUUCCUCUAUAACAUCCAUGGCACGGCACUUCUUCAAUGCGUUUUUCCUAACAACCACCGUUUAAAGGCGGAGAAGGAGACGAGAUUUGACCAGCACAGUAGUUUGUUAAGCUUUUACUCCUUCGAUUAUCCAAGGUGGAGAGUCUACAAGAGGAUGAAUGUUUUAAGGUCUAGGAGCAUCAAAAAGAGUUUGCGACAUCAGGUACGGUUGCAGGCAUCUAGAGUUUGGACCCUAGCCUCCUUCUACCAUCUUCUUUGGCCACAUUACAGGGUUUAUCUUUCUUUGUAUUUUUUAAUCAUUGCGCUUUCAGCGAUAUUAAUUUUAUUACAAUUUUCUUGAGUUUAUUUUUGGCUUUGUGAUUCUCUCGUCAUUGAAUUGUUGGCUGCGUCUUAAGAAACUCAGAAUUGUUAAAGAAAAUAAGGUUAGAAAUAGUUUCUUGGGUUACAAGCAAUACCAAUCCUCAACACUAGACACUUUUUAAGUU
Molecule: messenger RNA, 4081 nt
Organism: Arabidopsis thaliana (thale cress)
Lineage: Eukaryota; Viridiplantae; Streptophyta; Magnoliopsida; Brassicales; Brassicaceae
Product: Disease resistance protein (TIR-NBS-LRR class) family
Exons: 4
Coding region: 921-3482 (853 amino acids)
Biological process (GO): response to stress; signal transduction; defense response
Molecular function (GO): NAD+ nucleosidase activity, cyclic ADP-ribose generating; ADP binding
Source: RefSeq, marked reviewed